Molecule: messenger RNA, 1878 nt
Organism: Drosophila willistoni
Lineage: Eukaryota; Metazoa; Arthropoda; Insecta; Diptera; Drosophilidae
Product: facilitated trehalose transporter Tret1
Exons: 4
Coding region: 112-1689 (525 amino acids)
Biological process (GO): transmembrane transport; carbohydrate transport
Cellular component (GO): membrane
Molecular function (GO): sugar transmembrane transporter activity
Source: RefSeq, a predicted model, not a curated record
UUCGUUGACGACGGAUUAGCACGCGCCAUCGUCUCCGAUUUCUUGUUUUCCUCGUGUCUGCAAAAAACACCUAAAAGCCUUUACGCCUGCGCCCAGAUAAGACAAGUUACAAUGGGUGACGCAAGGGAUACGGAAGAUGAUCAGCAGCAGCAGCAAAAUUUGGACAAUGGCAACUCCCGAAAGGCACAAAUAGUCUCGGGUCUGAAUAGACCUUUUACGACAAAACCUUUGGGUGAACAACCCCGGGCAGUGCGUCGUCAGGCUGUGAUGUGUAUAUUGGCCAACAUUGGAGUAUUAUCCACGGGCAUGGUCCUAGCCAUUCCCACAGUGACCAUGAGCCAAUUGACGGAUGCGGAGGAAACAGUUCAUUUGACGCGGCAGCAGGCCUCAUGGUUUGCCUCGAUUAAUACACUUUCAUGUCCUUUGGGCGGACUUUUAUCGGGAUUCCUGCUGGACAGUGUUGGUCGUAAGAGAACUUUGUAUGUUCUCAAUAUCUUGGCCAUUACAGCUUGGACUCUCCUUGCGACAGCCAGUCAAACAAAUAUCGAGACCUUCCAUUGGCAAUUGAUGAUAUCGCGAUUUAUUUCAGGCAUUGGCAUGGGCUUGGCAAGUGCUCCGACUGGAGUCUAUGCAGCUGAGAUUAGUUUGCCCAAAAUACGAGGAAGUCUUAUCCUGGGCACUUCCAUUUCAGUGGCUGUUGGCAUUACCAUUCUCUAUACAAUUGGUUACUUCAUUAGGGAUGAUUAUCGUUUAAUAGCCAUGAUCUGUUGCGGUUAUCAAAUAGUCGCCCUGCUCUGUGUUCUACCCUUGCCGGAAACACCGAGUUGGUUGCUGUCCAAGAAGCGUGUGGCUGAGGCUAAAAAGUCCUUGAACUAUUUCAGGGGUUUGGAUAAAUCAACUCACAUAACACAUCCUCAGGUGCUGGAAGAGUAUAAUAUACUCCAAAAGUCUCUCCAGUUGCGUGAUGGCGAGAAGAAACCCUCGUUUAUCAAGUGCCUACGCCUGCCCGAGGUUCAUAAGCCUCUGCUCAUUCUAAUGGGUCUGUUUGCCUUCCAGCAAUUGACUGGCAUUUUCGUGGUCAUUGUUUAUGCCGUGCAAAUCUCCACCGAAGCUGGCGUCUCAAUUGAUCCCUUUAUGUGUGCCGUAUUGAUAGGAGCCGCCCGUGUUGCGGCCACUUGCCCCAUGGGUUAUAUCCUGGAGCUUUGGGGCAGGCGACGAGCUGGCAUUAUCUCGACUGUGGGCAUGGGCAUUUGCAUGUUCCUUCUGGCUGGACAGGGUUGGAGUGAAUUCCUGCACAAUGUACCCUAUCUCCCAGUGAUUUCCAUUGUUGGCUUCAUUAUACUCAGCACUUUGGGUCUCUAUACGCUGCCGUUCUUCAUGAUCUCCGAACUCUUUCCGCAAAAGGUGCGUGGUCCGGCAUCAGGUUUGACUGUAGCUGUUGGAAUGUUCUUUGCCUUUCUCUGCAUCAAAACGUAUCCGGAUCUCAAGUCCGGCAUUGGCAUGACAAAUUGUUUUGUCUUCUUUGGCAUCAUGUCCAUAUUGGCAAUGUUAUUCAUCUAUUGGGCUCUCCCAGAGACACGUGGACGCACACUACUCGAAAUCGAAGAACAAUUCCGUACGGGCAAACGUACAAGAAGUCCGGCAGAUGUCGAACUACAAGAGGUCUUCAUGAAGAGGGAGGAACAGUGAGAGAGAGAGCGAGAUAAUUUAUUAGCUAACACGAGUGCUUAGUGCUGUGAUAAAAACAAUAUCAAAUAUAACAAAUUUUUAAUAGGUUCACCCGCCCCCCAAUCUAAUUCUAAUUCAAAGUCACACCUCAAAAAGUGACAAAAAGUAUAAAAACUAGGCAAAUAAAAUAAAUUCUUUCAAUUGUGCUCA